AUGAACUGCUUGCAAAGUUGGCCUGAACCUGUGGUUCGAGUCCAAUCUUUAGCAGCAAGUGGUAUCCGAGCAAUCCCAGAGCGUUAUAUUAAGCCACCAUCUCAUAGACCUUUAUCAAACAAUGAUUUUUCGCUACCUCAGGAGGUGAACAUUCCUGUUAUUGAUUUUCAAAACGUUUUCUCUGACGACCAACGCCUCCGCGACCAGGCCCUCCGUUCUAUCUACCGUGCUUGCCGUGAAUGGGGGUUCUUUCAGGUGGUGAACCAUGGUGUUAGCCAUGAACUGAUGAAAAGGACUCGUGAGGUUUGGCGUGACUUCUUUAACAUGCCAGCAGAAGUGAAGCAAGAGUAUGCUAACAAUCCUGCUACGUAUGAGGGGUAUGGUAGCCGGUUGGGAGUAGAGAAGGGAGCAAUUCUUGAUUGGAGUGAUUACUUCUUCCUUCAUUAUAUGCCUGUUUCGCUGAGAAAUCGGAACAAGUGGCCUGCAACCCCAGCCUCUUGCAGGGAAUUGGUAGCUGAGUAUGGCCGCGAAGUGAUUAAACUUGGUGGAAAGUUGAUGAAGGCAUUUUCUAUGAACCUUGGCCUGGAAGAAGACUUCCUCCUAAAUGCUUUUGGUGGAGAGGAAAACGUUGGUGGAUGCUUGAGGGUAAAUUACUAUCCACAGUGUCCUCAACCAGACCUCACCCUAGGUCUCUCACCACACUCUGACCCUGGUGGAAUGACCAUUCUCCUGCCUGAUGAAAAUGUGGCUGGAUUACAAGUCCGUAGAAAGGGUAGUUGGCUCACUGUUAAGCCAGUCCCAAAUGCCUUCAUUAUCAACAUAGGGGAUCAAAUCCAGGUACUGAGCAACGCCAUCUAUCAGAGUGUGGAACACAGGGUUAUUGUGAAUUCUAAUAGAGAUAGGGUCUCUCUUGCCUUUUUCUAUAACCCCAAGAGUGACUUGCUGAUUGAACCAUGCAAGGAACUUGUCACCGAGGACCGGCCGGCUCUCUACCAACCGAUGACAUUUGAUGAAUACAGACUUUUCAUUAGGACAAGAGGUCCCAGUGGCAAGAAUCAAGUUGAAUCCUUAAAGUCUCCUGGACCAUGUAAUGAAUGUUGA
Messenger RNA from Dovyalis caffra, 1101 nucleotides. Lineage: Eukaryota; Viridiplantae; Streptophyta; Magnoliopsida; Malpighiales; Salicaceae. The record is from the annotation of a GenBank genome assembly.